Molecule: messenger RNA, 3601 nt
Organism: Vicugna pacos (alpaca)
Lineage: Eukaryota; Metazoa; Chordata; Mammalia; Artiodactyla; Camelidae
Source: RefSeq, a predicted model, not a curated record
GGAGUGUGGAGGGGCAAUGGCGGCGCCCGUGCUGCGUUGGUUGUGUCCUGGAAGGCGUUGGGCUUUCGCCCGGACUGGCGGCUGUUCUUACCACAGAAGAGGGGUUCCGACUGCAUCCACGUCCAGCGGGAAAAGGGGCAGAGCUCAGUGGCUCAGCAGUCCCUCAUCACGGCCCAGGAGCCGAGGAAAGGUGACCGUGAAUGGGCAGCUGUGGUAGGUUUGGAAAUUCAUGCCCAGAUUUCCUCCAACUCUAAACUUUUCUCUGGAUCUCAAGUCCACUUCGCAGCACCUCCAAAUUCUCUGGUAUCCUUUUUUGAUGCAUCUCUGCCUGGAACUCUGCCGGUGCUCAACAGGAGGUGCGUGGAAGCAGCCGUGAUGACCGGCCUGGCCCUGGACUGCCGCAUAAACAAGAAGUCCUUGUUUGACAGGAAGCACUACUUCUACGCAGACCUCCCGGCGGGCUACCAGAUCACCCAGCAGAGGCUCCCCAUUGCUGUGGACGGGAGCUUGGCAUACAGCGUCUGCGUGGGGAAGAAGCGGGGUCAGGCGGUCGCCAGGACAGUGAGGGUCCGGCAGAUCCAGCUGGAGCAAGACAGCGGCAAGAGUCUCCACGAUGACCUGCGGUCCCAGACGCUCGUGGAUUUGAAUAGGGCAGGGGUCGGCCUGCUGGAAGUGGUCCUGGAGCCCGACAUGUCCUGUGGAGAAGAGGCGGCCGCGGCCGUCAGGGAGCUGCAGCUGAUUCUUCAAGCCCUGGGGACCAGUCGGGCCAUCAUGGCAGAGGGCCAGUUGAGAGUGGAUGCCAAUAUAUCUGUACAUCACCCUGGGGAGCCUUUGGGUGUUCGAACAGAAGUGAAGAAUCUCAACAGUGCCAGGUUCUUGGCCAGAGCAAUAGACUAUGAAAUUCAGAGGCAAAUCAGUGAACUGGAGAAUGGAGGUGAAAUUCUGAAUGAAACGCGUUCGUUCGAUUACAAGCUGGGGUGCACCAUGCCGAUGAGAGACAAAGAAGGAAAACAAGACUACAGGUUCAUGCCGGAGCCCAACCUGCCCCCGCUGCUGCUCUAUGACUCGGCGUCCCUGCCUGCUGGCGCAGACCCGCAGCAGGUGAUCAACAUUGACCAGAUCCGGGAGCAGCUCCCUGAGCUGCCCAGCGUAACCCGGGAGAAACUGGUGCAACGGUACGGGAUGCUGCCAGAGCACAGCUUCGCCUUGCUGAAUGAAGUUGGCCUACUGGAGUUCUUCCAAAAUGUGAUGAAAGAAACUAGGGCAGAGCCAAAAAAAGUGACUAGUUGGGUCCUCAACACUUUUCUGGGUUUUUUAAAGCAGCAGAACCUUGCUGUUAGUGAGAGUCCUGUCACCCCUUCUGCCCUGGCGGAGCUGCUCAACCUGGUGGAGAGGAAGGCCAUCUCUUCGUCCGCAGCUAAGCAGGUGUUUGAGGAGCUGUGGAGGAGCGAAGGGAAGACUCCAGCCCAGAUCGUGGCAGAAAAGCAGCUGGAGCUGAUGCGGGAUGACGAGGCGCUGGAGCAGCUCUGCCGCGCCACGAUGGAGGCCCACCCUCAAGUGGUGAUGGAUCUAAAGAAAGGAAACCCCAGAGCGAUAAACAAACUAAUUGGGUUGGUCCGAAAAGCGACUCUGGGCCGAGCAGACCCCACUGCGAUCAAGGAUGUCCUGGAGAGGCAGCUGUCGGGGUGAUGGCCAGACCCCUGGCCUGAGGGAGGACAGUGCCACCCCAAGAGUUGACGCCACACCUGCGCCGAAGUGCUGCCUCCACAGAAGACCAGGCCUCUGGCUGUUGCUCCACUGACAUCAGGAUGGCUCCGUGAGGUGCAACCACGGCUAAGACAGAGCACGUUCUAGUGCUUAGUGACACUGCGCUCGUUGAGACACGCUGUUCCAGAUACGGUCACCAGCCUCAGGGAACAUUUCAUUCUGCAGCCUCCUCAACAAAUAUAUUUAAGCACAUCCUAAGGGCCAGACAUUGUGGUGGGGGUGAGGGGUGGUGAAGAGACUGUGAUCUGGAUGCAGUAAUUUAAACCUAAAAAUAGGUUAAUGAAGAAGAAAUCACACAUUUGUUUGUGGAGCUCUCCUUGAGGGCGCGGAGGGAGGGCAUUAGUCUUGGUACCGGGAGUGGGUGGUGCUCACCCACACAGAGUAAAAGUGAUGGUGCCCGUUCAGCUCCCCAGGGAUUCCCGAAGGCAGAGGUCUGAGAAUAAAUGAUUUUUUUUUUUUUGGGUAAAAAAGACAACAGGAGUUUUCAAGUAAAUUUAAUGAAUAAAAUAUAUACUGAAGUAUCACAUAAAAAAUUAACUUACAUGUCAAAGAUUGUGCAGUUGACAACCCCCCUCCCAACCCUCAGACCAGAAAAAGGAAAAAAAAAAGCUGUUAACAUUAAACUUAUUUGUUUUGCCUGAAAAGAUGAUGAUAAAACUAGUAUGUCAAAAUCUUGACCUUUAACAGUAACCGUGGUGCAGUUAACAGUUUAAGUCCACAAAGGCUGGGUUGCCCUCACCCCUGUUCUCAUGACAAUAAUACUAUUUCUGUCUGUCGCACCAGGGUGCCCCUUUGUUCACUGCCUGCUUUUGUUACCUCAGACUCAACAACGCCUGAAGCCCAGUUUUGCGGAUGGUUUGUUUCUUUUUAAAGCACAUGUCAAAUUGUGACCUAAGAGAACAAAAUCUUUGGAGGCCCUGAUUUGCAGUGAAUACUCUCUUGUGCUAAGAGUACAAACAUUUCCAUCACGGAUGGCGCUCCAGUGGCAGCUGGGGACAUAGCGAGGUAGGCCUUCUUGGCUCCUGGGCUGCAGACGACGCUCGGACUUCCCUGACUAGGAUUGAUGAGAGCCGUGUCCCUCCUACCCAGCCGGAAGAGCACGGCCAGGAAGGAACCUUGUUGUGUGGUUUCUUUUUGACAAGCAUGAAGAGGUAAGGUUUUUUGGUUUUUUUUUUUUUUAUUUGACUUUUAAAAAGAUUCGUGCCUUAGAAGUGUUAAGAGAAUACGUUACAUCGCCCAGGAAGCCAUGUGCCCCUCACACAUUCUGUUGCAAUGCUCAAAACUACUGGGCCUAAAAGUAAAAUAUUUUCCUCAAACCCCUUUUUGAGAGAGAAGGCAGAGUGAGUUCCAUCUCCUUGUGCCGUGACUCUCAGUUACAAACGGGUGAAGGCGGUCUGAGACUGGGAUCUGGCGGGAGAAUGGUUUUGUAAGAAGUGAUGAGGUUCAGUUUUGUUUCACAAACUCUGUUUUCACCAAAGUCUGCCUUCUUGGUCAUCAGACCUUACAGAAGGCCCUGGACAAUCUUUCCAGACUUUAAAUCAAGGCCUACGUAAAUGGGGGCUGGGGGGGGGGCAGCUAGAUGACCAUUUGCCACAAUAUUCUGUCCAGUGUAAACUGUGUUAGGGACGGAUCACUCCCCAAGAAAAGUGCCACCGCUGGGGACAAAACGGGUAAAGGGGUCAGCCGUAUGGCAGCAGAUGGAAACUCAGCCUUUGGUGGUGAGCACACUGUAGUGUAUCCCGAAGUCAAAAUACAGUGUUGCAUAUGUGAAAUUUAUGUUAUAAACCAAUGUCACCUCAGUUAAUAAAGAAAAGCUUUAAGUCCUUGAUCUUCA